AUGGAUGACCUGGACUGCAUCUCUGAGCAGAAAUUAAAGGAUGCUAUAUCGUUGCUACGAGAUGAGACAUAUCAGUGGUGGCUCACUGUUAAGGAGGGCACUCAGCCUGAUCAACUGACCUGGGAGUUCGUUAAGACGGCGUUCCAGGGAAAGUAUGUGGGUGUCAGUUAUGUGGAUGCCCGUAGGAGAGAAUUUCUAAAUUUGACUCAGAGGGAUAGAUCAGUAGCCGAGUAUGAGGCUGAAUUUCUGCGACUAAGCCGCUAUGCACGUAGUAUGGUGGUGACUGAGUAUGAGAGAUGCAUUCGCUUCGAGGAUAGCCUCAGGGAUAAUCUGAGGGCGAAGAUCGCUGAAGAAGUGAAGCGUGCUGAGCGUCAGAAUAGAAAAAGAAGUAGGAAUAAGAGGGAUUUGAAGCCCUCGAGUUCCGUUCAGAGGCCUAAGAAAAAGGCCAAAGUUGAUAGGCCGAUCAGAGUUGGGGCUCCUAUUGCUGCUACUGAACAAACCCUGUGUACUGAUUGUGGUAGACGCCAUCAAGGCGAGUGCUGGAAAAGAACUAGGGCUUGUUUGAGGGGUACUGCACCACCAUCGAGGGUAGUUCAGCAGCCACCGAAAGGCUAUGGUCAGGCCAGAGGUGGGAAUGGUCUAGGCCAUGGUCAGAGAGCAUCGGGCAGAGAUAUAGGAUCCACUCACUCCUAUAUAGCUUAUACCGUAUCUGAAAACUUGGGUUUAUUGGUCCAGAGCACUACGAGUGAGGUCACUGUACUUAGUCCGCUAGGACAAUCGGUAAGGGUUAACAAACUGUUUAGAGAUAUUCCUCUAGAGGUUCAAGAAGCUAUCUUUUUGGCCGAUAUGAUAGAACUGCGUUUUAAAAAAUUUGAUCUGAUACUGGGAAUGGACUGGUUAGUCAAACACCAAGUGAGCUUAGAUUGUGCCACAAAAAGGGUUGUACUGAGAACUGAGGAGGACAACGAGGUAGUCGUAAUUGGACAGCGAGGGUUGUACUGA
Messenger RNA from Gossypium arboreum, 1002 nucleotides. RefSeq lists its product as uncharacterized. The transcript has 4 exons. NCBI's taxonomy places the organism in Eukaryota, Viridiplantae, Streptophyta, Magnoliopsida, Malvales, Malvaceae. Bases 1 to 1002 code for a protein of 333 amino acids. The record is from RefSeq and is a predicted model, not a curated record.